Messenger RNA from Pomacea canaliculata, 5645 nucleotides. RefSeq names its product inositol hexakisphosphate kinase 1-like. The transcript is spliced from 6 exons. Gene Ontology annotation, molecular function: inositol hexakisphosphate kinase activity. Gene Ontology annotation, biological process: inositol phosphate biosynthetic process; phosphatidylinositol phosphate biosynthetic process. Lineage: Eukaryota; Metazoa; Mollusca; Gastropoda; Architaenioglossa; Ampullariidae. Gene Ontology annotation, cellular component: nucleus; cytoplasm. The coding region runs from base 543 to 2027 and encodes 494 amino acids. The record is from RefSeq and is a predicted model, not a curated record.
ACCACCCGUACCCCAGGAACUGACCUAGAGUUGUACCAACGGGACCGUGCGGUGGUGUAGUGACGCCAUACGAAAUCAGGAGUGAGAGAAGCAGUGCAGAAUGUGAAGAUGUUGGUCAGGAGCCUGCGGACUGGUAGUCGGGUGUGAAGCAGAAGUGAAUGGCGGGGGCAGGGUGAGGAUGGGGGUAUGGAAGGCAGGAGAAACAAAAGCCUUGCGGAGCAAAGUUGGCUCGUUAGUCUCUAGACCACCGAGUGCGUGGUUACACCCAUCUCUGCCCUCCGUUCCAGUCUCUUGACAGAAGUUCGGAGGAGAGAGAUCCUGAGGAACUUCAUCAAUCGCGACGUUCUACCCUCACGGUCGUCUGCAUCUGUCCGUAGUAGUGUAUGUGUAGUCUUCCGUGGAACAUCGGGUGGGACACCGGUCGCUCGAGGAAACACAAGUCAGCAUAAAACAAAAUACAAAAAAAAUUCGUAUGAGUUUUCUUUGCUGCUCUUAUUGAAUCCCAGGAAAAGGACGAGAGUGAAUGUGGCUAGAAGGCAACAAUGAGGCUGCGAGAGAGAACAGACAUGGAUCAACCUGCAGUGCUGCUACAGCCCUUUGGCCACCAGGUGGCAGGUCAGGCUUCCAUGCUGAGUGUAGAUGCGAACACAGUCUGCAAACCUCUUAUAGCACGCGAGCAUUUUGUGUAUCGCACCAUGCCUCAGAAGCUUGUGCCUUUCACCCCCCAGUAUAAAGGAGUCUUGCAUGUUCACCUUCAAGAUGAAGAUGGGCUCAUCAGACUUGUUGGAUAUCCUUCAGAAUCAGACCGGCCAGCACAAGAUGGCUUCUCUAGUGAGCACACAAACGACAAGCAUUUGAGAAAGUUAUCUGACUUCAGUGGCAACUGCCCAAAAGAUGGGCUUUUAACUGCGCCAUGCGACUUCAGCAGCAGGACAUCUUCUCCAGUCUCUAUCAGCAGUGAGCAGGAUUCACCCGUGAUGUGGGAUUUGGACCAGCCAGCUUUGCCAUCCAGAAUGUCGAGUGGCCAGGAAAAGAUUGAUGAAGAAAAAGCUGCUACUGAGGAUGGUGUUGUGACUGAGGAAGAGGGAACAUCUAAAGACACCCGCAUAACGACAAACUUGCAAAACUUUCAGCCCCUGAAUCCUUGGAGCUUAAGCCUUCACACACGUCUUCUGGACAAAAUGCGCAAAUCCACUCCCUCCAGCAGUGGUUGUCCAUUUUUACUGCUAGAAAAUGUGGUGGCACACUUGACCUAUCCCUGCAUCCUUGACCUGAAGGUGGGAUCCCGUUUGCAUGGGGAUGAUGCUAGUCCCAAAAAAAUUGCAAGCCAGUCUCAGAAGUGCAGCUCCACCACAUCACGCACUCUUGGUCUACGUCUUUGUGGCAUGCAGGUGUACCAAGUUGAUACAGGCGUGUACAAGAGCCGAGACAAGUAUUUUGGCCGCACCCUUACAGAAUCCACUUUUAUUGAUGUUCUGAGAGACUUUCUGCAUAACGGCCAGUGUUUGCGGAGAGAGCUGCUGCAACAUGUGUUGACACGUCUCGGUGACCUGCAGAAAUGCUUAAAGGAGCUGAAUUCCUAUCGUUUUUAUGCUAGUUCUUUGCUGAUCAUGUAUGACGGCCAUUAUCCACAAGGAGCUCCAAACAGGAGCUGUUUCCAGCAACAUGCUGCAGAUGACAAAAUGACGCCUGGAAGCUCAUAUGCAAGUUUGCUGCAAGAAAAUACCAUUAAUGGUGCAAGCAAUCAUGAUGACAUUGCAAGUCCUGUAGCUGAGCCUCAUACUCCAUUUGCUCAGAUUACGUCAGAUUUGGAGUGCACCUCAGACGACAGGUCAACAGAGCUCCCAGUUUUCCUAGACCCAUCUCUGGCUGUGGAUGUUCGCAUGAUUGACUUUGCCCACACAACUCACAGUGGCUUUGUGAACGAUAGCAUCAUUCACGAGGGCCCAGAUUUGGACUACAUUAAAGGGCUUGAAAAUCUAAUUUUUUUGUUCAUGGAUAUACAAAAGGAAGCGACCCAGAUGUGAAGCGACCUGGAGGGGUUGACUGCUUCAUGUUGUGGGCCUUUGCAGUUUCAGCUUGAUAACGCAACUUAUUAUGUAGUUGGGUACGCACAGCAUGCUGCGGCAAUGUACACUUGUUGUUUUGAUGAGGCAGCAUCGCAUGGUGUGCUGAUGAGUUGGGUUCACUGACAACUUCUUGCAUACCCCACCUCAAAUUAGCUGGCUCACCGUGGGCAUCAUAAAGUGUUUUUUUUAACCAAAGACUAAAUUUCUGGAAAAGUUGUGCUUUACCUCUAGAGGUGUUGGACCAUGUGAAAUGUGUGGAAAGAUUUUGUAGCAUUUUAAGUGAAAUACAACUCAUUACUCACAAAUCAGACAUCCAUACUUACCAUGUCUGUCUCCACAGAUGAAAGUCUUUCAGGAGGAGAAAAUGGUGGGACUUGUUUGUGAUUGUUCUUGACAAUGAUUUAGCACUUUUAAUUUUAAUUUAAGAUUGAAAAUAUAACUCUUCUAAUAUUUUAUGCUAUUGUCAGGUUUUAAUGACACAGGAUCAUUGAUCUCGUUCAAGAGAUCUGUCAAGGGUUUCCCAUGUUUGUAAAUGGGAGUGUAGACUGUUCAGAGACUUUUUGUCAUGUUUGUCUAUUUGUCAUGUGAUAAAAAAGCUGGACACCUUUCUAGCCAAACAUUUGCAAGGCUCGCUAUAAGAGAUGAACCUGAUUCAUUUAGCUUCAUGCACUUUUGCAGCAUCAGUACAGUUUUUCAAUUUUGCACAUUUAGCAGAAUCAUAAUCCAUAGUAUUACUAUCAAGCUUAAAGGUUAUGGGACAUAGCGACCUGCCUCAUUGUGGACUUUUUCACUUAUCAGCUGAAUACAGCAGAAUUACUUUGAAGUUUAGCGUGCGCUGGUUUCACUUACAUGCUCUGUUUUUGAAGAAUUCCAAUCUGUACAUACAUUGCACAUUUGGAGAAUUAUUCUUUCUUUGGGCUCAAACAUUCAGAAGUCAGAUCAUUCACGACAGUGUGGCAUUGACAUUCAAAGCUUUAGACAUGCUUUGUGAUUCUGGCCAUUAACUGAAGCUUCCUGAGUGCAUUUGUGAGUGGAUACCUCAUCAAGCAACAGAGGAAGGGAGAAGGCAUGCAUGCUUUUUUUCUCAGAUUUCAAUUAUUCUGUAAAUAUUUUUACUGGUCAGUUGUGUUCCUACAAACUAAUUCUGUUUUCAUGAGUUUAUUAUUACCUGCUUAUAAAAAGUGUUAUCAUUUGUAUUCCUGCCAAAGGUUAAUUAGAUACACUAAUAACAGCUGCUCAUGGAAUUUGCUUUUAAUGAAUGACAUUGAAAUACUUUGGCUGGUUUUGUAUUUAUCUUGCUUGCCUUUUAAUACAAACAGAAGUGUUUGAUUCUGUGAGAAUAUUUGUAAUAAGAUAUUACAAAAAUUUUGCACAGCAAACAAAAAUGAAAAAAGAGCAAUACAACCACGUAUUAGUUUUUACUUUUUAUGUUAUCAUUGGGAAAUCCACACUGUGUACAUACUUCUGCACUGAUCUUUGUAAAUUGCAGAUAGCAGAAAUAGCGUUGGGAGCCAUUGUUGAUGCUAUUCUGAUUUCUUGUUUAGACCAGACGGCAGGGCACACUUGAAGACAUGCUGUUUGACAAGUAUUUUAAAGGAGCAUGUUAACAAAGUAUCAUCUGUAGAAAUUACCUUGUAACGUGCCUCUGUUGUCACCAACAAAGAUCUCAAAGAAAAUGAGAACUUUCUUCUGUUAGUUUUGUGUCAUAUUAUGUAGGCUGUGUUCACCAUGAACAAAUUGUAGGGAUACUUUGUUUUCGUACUUUGCUAUAUUAUGUCUUUGAGCAUGCAUUUAAAAAUAAUUUUUAUUUCUGGAUCUUAAGCAAAAGCGAUUUGUUCCGUUAAGAAUAUUGUUUUUAUAUCUUGUCUUAAGUGAGCACUUUUGACUGUACAGAUAUAUGCAAAUGACCACUGAAGCCUAAAAUCAAAGCUGUAUAUUUCAGCUUCUGUGAUAAAGUCAUCAAACAGUUGACUAGAAAGACCCAGGGCCAUGUCCACAACUGGUUGUUACCACGCAAUGCCUCUUGUACAGUCCAGGAAGAGAUUUGUACUUUUAUCCAAGGGUCUGCAUCCAACCUCAUGGACUGAUGGCCACCAAUGUUCCAUGUCUGCAUUGAGUGGAGUAAACAGCUUUUCUCUUGCAGUUUGAUGGCAGCAGGAUGUUGUCUGGAAAAAGCACAUUUUUUUUCUCUGCUAUUAAGCUGGCAAGAACUUGCACUCACUUGUGAGGGUGUGAGGAGAAACAAUGUGUUUGACUCUUGUCUUUCUCUGGCCAACAUGACCUGGUUUUUCUCCACAACUCAGGACACAAGGGCGAAUGGUGUGAAUCAACUUCAUAACAUCUGCAGAAAGUGCAGCUGACAUUUUGUGUUGGGUGUAAACAAAGCUUUGUGAAGAACAUUCACAGAUUUUCAUUCAUUCCACAAUGACUUGUAGACAGUAGAAAUGCAUUGUGUAAAUUGCAUGCAUGAUGUUUUUCUGUUUCCUGGAGUGAAAAAAAGAGCAGUGGUAUUCAUUGUGUGUCCAGAAGCUUCGAUUAAGGUUGUUACAAUUGCCAUGUAAUUGUAAAUGUUUGUGAAAUUUUAGUUUUUUUUUCCUGCAUGCCAGGUGCAUCUUUUCCCUCUCCCUACUACCUUUGUUGUAAGAAUGUUUUUAUUAUGGGAACACUGUGUCUGCAGCAUAGACGUCAAAUGUUUGAAUUGAAGUCUACAGAUUGUCUCAUUAUUUAUACAUUGCUGUGAUUCACAUGUUGACACACAUUUUUAUUGUGAAGUUAAUAAUUAAUCCAGAUUGGUUUUUUUUUUUUUUUGCUUGCCAUAAAUCUUUGACAGUAAUAUUUAUACCAUAUUCUUUUUUAAUACCUAGAGACCUAGCGAAGCCGUGAAGAUGCCAGUUUGGUUGUGCCGUUUAGUACAGAACUGCACUGAACUGCAUUAUAAGGAGGAAGGUUCACAUAUCUCACCUUACUGUCACUUAUACAGGAAGUCAUAGUGUUACACAUCUCUAAAGCAUUUAAAAGAUUUCUUGCCCAGAGUUUGAUAUCAAGUCAUGUACAGUGUAGGGCCAUUAAACCGCGGUGAUUGGGGUCCAAACUGCUUAACCGUGGUUUAGGUGAUCCAUUGCUUUUGUUAAUGCAUAAAUUAUAAUAAAUAAUGAAAAUUUUUUUAUCACAAUCAUUUUCAUAAAUUUGUAGCAUUGUAAGGUGUGAAUCGGUUAUAAUGGCGGCCUCCAUAAAGCUGACACUCAGGGUGGAUAAAAUGGAUUGCUAUUUGAAUUUGAUUGUAAGUUAUUUUAUUGGAUCGCGGCGUAAUGGCGCUACACUGUAUUUGCAUCCUGUCCACUUCUGUGUUUAUGCUGAAUGUUGUGCUGGCUUGCCAUUUCUCACAUUGUUACUUAGAUGUUUCCUUAUGUUUUGUUGCAUUUCUUUGUAACGAUCAUCUGUUUAUGUAGAUUUUCUCUCAAAUAUGUACACGGUUGUAAAAGUGUGAUUCACAGUAUUUUGUGUUUGUUUCACUGGCUAUGAGAACUGAAACUUUUAUUCUAAAAAAAGACUAUAAAGUGACCUGGUGAAACAUCA